AAGUUCAGUCCGAAUGAUAUCGUUGGGAUCGUGAUGCUGGAGACACAUGGAGCAACCGAUUUGCCAAAGUUGAAUAGUGAGUGGUGCAUGUUGUCUUUCUUUUGUGGGUCGACGCGUGUAUGCAGAUUGGGCUGGGUUACCUUCCCUCGUGAUGGUGAUCCGUCCCCGCGAUGGCAGUGGCGAGGACGAGCUGGGACAUGGACCCCUUUAGCAGUGUUUUCCUGUGGGAAGAAGGUCUUCCGCGCCCGCGUCAUCUGACACACUCUCAAACCCCGUAUGGAACGAGAAACUACCCUUCCACGUCCGUUGCUACGAGACCCGUUCAGAGGUCAUGACAGUUCUAGACUCAAAACUCUUUUCAAAUGACGACGUCGGUGACGCCAAGUUUGAGGUCUCUGAACUUGUCGGACUUGAGUUGUAUUACUUGCAUGAGGAUGGAAGUCAUUCGAUGAAGGAGAUCAACUUAUUGCUUUGGAUGUCGAAGCAGGUAGCUUGGGAGGUGAAACAUGCCCCGAUGUUGUACUUCGGGUAUUUGGACCCCCCCCCCCAUGCGUUGCUUCGACAAAGGGGUUCUUGGCGCAGUAUCUCAGUAUCUCAACCAAUACGAUGCAGACGAGACGGACACACUGUCACAUAUCCAGUUGACUUCAAUGCUGGGUUCGAUUGGCUCGACCACUAUCUGUGCACACUAUGUAUCGAUUUGUUCUUCACACGACACGAUAAACGCCCUGCCGAGAAUGAGUUGACGUUCCCGAGGCAGAGCUGUGCAGACCCAAGUGCGGGAACAAACAAUGGCCCAUCGAACAUAGUUUUUCGGAUAGUUUACUGGCGACCCCUAGGGGUGGUGUAAGCGCAGGAGGUGACGGGCAAGGUGGUCGGUGCGGUGGAAGACCGUUCUGUUGGACGAGUUGGAUUCCUCGGGGCCUGGGUUGUUUGUAGUUUCUCGGAAAAGGAGAAGAGGUAGGUGAAGAUGCUCCUU
This is a messenger RNA of Pisolithus orientalis, 979 nucleotides long. RefSeq lists its product as uncharacterized. The coding region runs from base 332 to 850 and encodes 172 amino acids. The transcript has 2 exons. Lineage: Eukaryota; Fungi; Basidiomycota; Agaricomycetes; Boletales; Pisolithaceae. The record is from RefSeq and is a predicted model, not a curated record.